AUGGGGAGCUUAACCAUUGCCCACGAGCUGGUGCACUUUUUCGCCGGCAGAAUCAUCGGUGUUCCCGAGACUGACACCCCCGACAAGAUCAACGCCCCCCCUGAGCUCUCCAGGGUCAAGGGUGAGUCCGGUCGGUUCUGGGAGGACAAGUUUGUCGGCUACAACAUUGAGGCAUUCUUUGACCCGACGGAUCCCCUCAAGGAGAAGCAGGCCGGGAAACUGUGGGCAGACAAGAAGCAAAGCCGCGUUGCCCCAGCCGACCAGAACCUCGUCGAUCACGCCUGGGUCAAGACAAUGCUCGCUGGAACCUUCACCCCCGCCAAGGUCACUGCUCCCACAGCCAGACGCAAGGAGAGCGAGAAGGAGAUGAGAGAAACCAGGGGCCCGGCCGCUGGUGACUACAUUGAUGGAAACGCCGAAUUCGCCACGUACUAUCAGAAGAUCAAGGGAAAGCCCACCUUCACCCUGACCGGAACCGACCUCACCAGGGUCAAGGGCAUUGCAGCAAAGCCCGCCAAUAUCCGGGUGCCCUAA
Messenger RNA from Podospora pseudocomata, 534 nucleotides. RefSeq lists its product as uncharacterized. Lineage: Eukaryota; Fungi; Ascomycota; Sordariomycetes; Sordariales; Podosporaceae. The coding region runs from base 1 to 534 and encodes 177 amino acids. The transcript is spliced from 2 exons. The record is from RefSeq and is a predicted model, not a curated record.